AUGUCUGCCAAGGCUGUGCGUGAAUACGAUGGAAAGUUAUUGCUAGCACAUUGGUUACUCCGUACCCCUAUUCCCGCCACCAGUAUCUCGGCUACGGGAUCCAAAUUUAUCCAACCUUCGACGCGUUUAGCACACGUUGGUAUUGACACUGCUGUCUUGAAUACAGACAAAGCUGUCUUUGCACAGCAUGUUCGAAAUUUACUUGAUAACCUUGAGCAGAUCCAUCCUUGGUUGUUGACCACAAAGCUGGUUGCCAAGCCUGAUCAGUUAAUUAAACGCCGUGGCAAGAGUGGAUUGUUAUUAUUGAACGCUGACUGGACUCAGGUUAGAGCUUGGGUCACGGAGCACGCUGGCAAAGAGGUCAUCGUUGAUAAUGUUGCAGGCGUCUUGAAGACGUUCUUGAUCGAGCCUUUCAUUCCUCACCCCGGUGAUACUGAAUACUACAUCUGUAUCAAUUCGGACCGCAAUGGGGACAACAUUCUUUUCACACAUGAAGGAGGAAUUGAGGUUGGCGAUGUCGAUGCUAAAGCGUUAAAACUUCAAGUUAAAGUGAACGACACCUUCCCCACCCCAACCACCAUUCAAUCGUUACUUCUAGUUAAUGUCCCAGUACCCAAGCAUGAUGUCCUUAUCGAUUUCAUUACUCGUCUCUAUUCUGUCUAUGUCGACCUUCACUUCACCUAUCUCGAGAUUAAUCCAUUGGUUGUCCUGGAUCCUACCCCUGAGCAUCCCGCACAGGUUUACUACUUGGAUUUGGCUGCCAAAGUCGAUCAGACUGCGGAAUUCGAAGCCGGUCCCAAGUGGGCGUUCGCAAGGGCUCCUCAAAACAUUGGAUUGACCAUUGCAGCCAACCAGAGUGUCGAUGCUGGCCCACCAUUGGAUUUUCCCGCACCAUUCGGCCGUGAGUUAACUAAGGAAGAGGCUUAUGUCCAAGAGUUAGAUUCCAAGACGGGCGCAUCUCUUAAGCUUACAAUCCUGAACAAAGACGGUCGUAUCUGGACUAUGGUUGCAGGAGGGGGGGCUUCAGUUGUUUAUAGUGAUGCUAUUGCUGCUUUGGGUCAGGCUAAUGAGCUCGCUAACUACGGUGAAUAUUCAGGAGCCCCUACUGAGACCCAGACGUACGAAUAUGCCAAAACCAUCCUCGAUUUAAUGACCCGUAACUCUACGCCUCAUCCUCUUGGAAAGGUUUUGAUCAUUGGAGGGGGGAUUGCGAACUUCACAAACGUUGCCUCGACUUUCAAAGGUAUCGUUCGCGCCUUGACUGAGUUUAAGCAACCUCUUAUUGCCCACAAAGUACGCAUCUUUGUCCGACGUGGUGGUCCAAACUAUCAGGAAGGUCUUCGCUCAAUGCGCCAGCUAGGAGAGACCCUUGGAGUUGAGAUUCAAGUAUUUGGACCCGAGACCCAUAUCACCGAGAUUGUUCCUCUUGCUUUGACCGGAAAGACCUCUGGAUUAGAUCGAAGUGGAACAAGCACACCUCUCACAUCUGGAAACUUGCUUCAGGACCAGCUUUUGGGGAGUAAUACACCCUUGAAUGCUGAUUCUCGCGCUGCCUCGCCACCACCCUUGGAAGACAGAAUGACAUACUUUCAGGAUCAGGGUGCCGAAUCAGCAGAAACAAGCCAUGACGAGAACACGCCCUUCACUGCUCAUACUCGCUCUUUCAUCUAUGGAAUGCAGCCUCGUGCUGUGCAAGGAAUGUUGGAUUUUGAUUUCAUCUGCAAGCGUGAGGUUCCCUCGGUUGCCGCUAUGGUCUAUCCCUUUGGCGGCGCGCAUGUCCAGAAAUUCUACUGGGGCACAAAAGAAACUCUUUUGCCUGUAUUUACGUCCUUAGAUGAGGCUGUGAUCAAGUUCCCAGAGGUCGACACAGUGGUUAAUUUUGCCUCUUGCCGCUCUGUCUACGACUCAACUCGCGAGAUCUUCAAGUACUCGAAGCAGAUUCGUAUCAUCUCCAUUAUUGCUGAAGGGGUUCCAGAACGUCGUGCUCGCCAGAUCUUGUGGGAAGCCAAGGAGCGCAAUGUUCUUGUGAUUGGGCCUGCGACUGUUGGGGGCAUUAAGCCUGGAUGCUUCAAGAUUGGAAAUACUGGAGGCAUGAUGGAUAAUAUUGUCUCAUCUAAGCUUUACCGACCUGGUUCCGUUGCCUACGUAUCCAAAUCUGGGGGCAUGUCGAAUGAGCUGAACAACAUCAUAUCUCGCACAACAGAUGGUGUUUACGAGGGAGUAGCUAUCGGUGGAGACCGUUAUCCCGGUUCAACAUUUAUUGACCACUUGCUCCGUUACGAGAAGGAUCCAGGAUGCAAGAUGUUAGUCUUGCUCGGUGAGGUAGGCGGGGUUGAAGAGUACAAGGUUUGCGAGGCAGUUAAGAACGGAAUUAUUCGCAAACCCGUCAUCGCUUGGUGUAUUGGUACAUGCGCUAAGAUGUUUGCUACUGAGGUUCAGUUUGGACACGCCGGUGCCUUGGCUCAGUCAGAUUUAGAGACUGCUGACGCUAAGAACCGUGCCCUUCGUGCUGCUGGCGUGAUCGUCCCGGAGACAUUCGAGAAGUUGCCUUUAAUUCUUAGCCAGACCUUCCAGACUUUGGUCAAAAAAGGUGUAAUUACUGUCCGCUCUGAACCCGAAACACCAAAGAUCCCUAUCGACUAUUCUUGGGCUCAGGAAUUGGGCCUGGUCCGCAAACCUGCUUCGUUCGUUUCCACAAUUUGUGAUGAUCGUGGACAAGAGCUACUGUAUGCAGGAAUGCGCAUCUCUGAUGUAUUCAAGGAUAAUAUUGGAAUCGGGGGUGUCUUAUCGCUCUUGUGGUUUAAGCGUCGGCUGCCAGAUUAUGCUUGCAAGUUUAUUGAGAUGGUUCUCAUGUUGACAGCUGAUCAUGGACCCGCAGUUUCAGGAGCACACAAUACGAUUGUUACGGCACGUGCUGGUAAGGAUCUUGUGUCAUCACUCUGCGCAGGUCUCUUGACUAUUGGAGACCGCUUCGGAGGUGCCUUAGAUGGAGCUGCUGAGCAAUUCUCAUCUGCAUAUGAUAAAUCUCUGUCGCCUCGCGAAUUUGUUAAUUCGAUGAGGAAGCAGAACAAGUUGAUUUUGGGAAUUGGUCACAAGAUCAAGUCAAGAACCAAUCCCGACUUGCGUGUCGAGAUCAUCAAGAAUUACGCUAAGGCUAACUUCCCAUCAACUCCUGUGUUGGACUAUGCACUUGCAGUUGAGAUGAUCACAACUUCCAAGAAGGACAACUUGAUUUUGAAUGUGGAUGGGGCGAUUGGUGUCUUAUUUGUGGACCUGUUGAGGCAUUCAGGGGCGUUUACACGUGAGGAAGCAGAGGAGUAUAUCAAGAUUGGUACUCUAAAUGGAUUGUUUGUAUUGGGCCGUUCCAUCGGCUUUAUUGGACACUUUUUGGAUCAGAAGAGGCUAAAACAGGGUUUGUACAGACACCCAUGGGAUGAUAUCUCGUAUCUCACACCCGGACACGAGCUAGGACGCACGGUUGCUUCUCUCGAUUCGAUUAACAAGAAGGCUGCUUAA
Molecule: messenger RNA, 3516 nt
Organism: Lobosporangium transversale
Lineage: Eukaryota; Fungi; Mortierellomycota; Mortierellomycetes; Mortierellales; Mortierellaceae
Product: citrate synthase-like protein
Exons: 3
Coding region: 1-3516 (1171 amino acids)
Biological process (GO): citrate metabolic process; fatty acid biosynthetic process; tricarboxylic acid cycle
Cellular component (GO): cytosol
Molecular function (GO): ATP citrate synthase activity
Source: RefSeq, a predicted model, not a curated record